Molecule: messenger RNA, 3327 nt
Organism: Puccinia triticina
Lineage: Eukaryota; Fungi; Basidiomycota; Pucciniomycetes; Pucciniales; Pucciniaceae
Exons: 8
Coding region: 1-3327 (1108 amino acids)
Biological process (GO): mitotic spindle assembly checkpoint signaling; endoplasmic reticulum to Golgi vesicle-mediated transport
Cellular component (GO): RZZ complex
Source: RefSeq, a predicted model, not a curated record
AUGUAUGUAUUCCACCCCGAAGCCACGCAGAGCGACGACAGUUCGAGAAACCCGUCUCAAGAACCAAAAAACAACACUUUCAAGACUUCAAGAUCCAUCAUGUCCGUCGUUGCUGCUUCGGAUUCAAAUGGCAAGAUGGCCGGCUUUCUUGACUCUCUGGUUGACUCAUCUCCUGAUACCAGCUCGAAAUCGAUCAAGAACCACCUUGUUCGGAUAGACAAUGAGAUCACUCGAGUACAGACUGACAUUCAAUCGACCAUUAAAGCUGGAUGGUCAGAUUUUCAGCAUCAAUCGAUCACUGGAUCGACAUUAUAUCACCAAUCCGUAAACCUAGAGGCUCAGCUAAACCAAAUCGACGAAAAACUGGACGAUCCUCAAAAUGGACUGGUCCCCAACCUACUUUCCGCCAUCAAACAUCACCAGGCCGUUACCGCCCAACAUUCUGAAUCGUCUCAAAACUUGAAAGCCAUCCAAUCGCUGUCAGCUGCCUAUCACCAACUGGCGAUACUUUCAAAGCUCGUUCAUUCAGACGAUCUCAUAACCGCUGUAUCAAAAUUACCACAAACCAAAUCAGAGGUGUCACUUUUAAAACAAUACCAAUCAGCGUCAAGUCUUGCCAAGCGAGCCGUGCAUCGAAUUCAAGAAUUGGAAGAAGACCUAAAGCAACGGUUGAUUGAUGAUGUCAGGGCGUGUGUUACUUUUCAGGAUGAGCACAAGCAAACAGAGGACUCGAUCUUCAAGUUCAAUUUAUUCGUCAACGCUAGAACACCUCAGCAGCCUCAAUCGUUAAUUCAAUGGAAUUCAGCUGUUGAUGCUCUACAAACGCUUAGUGGACAAGAGUUUAUCACUGCUCACCUUCAAAGAAUCUCAAAUGUCUUGAUCGAAAAAAUCGUUACUCCUCUCAUCAACUCUGUCAUCGAUACUUCAACGCAUCUGAAAUUGAUUCCCACCGAAACUUCAAAUGAAUCAUGCUGUGCAUUGACCUUCGAGCAGCAAGCUGAGGGGAAUUGGCUUGAUUUGUACGAUUCAUUUCGCUUACUGUUAUCCACCCUUCAAGACAAACUUUUGACCAAAUCUCUUCAGAAUACAUUCUCUCAAUACUUAUGCUCGCCCCUUGAAGCCAAAUUACUUACCGAAGCUCUAGAUUCUGGCUUGCCUAGUUCUCCUCGUGAUAAGGUCCGUCUCAGUCAACUGAUGAACCUCUUAGAUCAAACUCGCCUCUUUGGGAAUUGGUUACAAGAUCACGAUUGGCUUUCCAACCGCCAGAAGAAUCGAUUGGUAGAAUGGUGUAACAACGUCCAAGAUCGAUUCCUUCAUAAAGUAGCCACUCGGGUCUUGGAACGUGCCAGGAGUGAAAUGGUUACCACACAAUGGGAAAGCGUUGUAGUGCAGUGGGAAAUUAUACCUGAAGCUGAAAUUGUACCUUUGACCCGCAAAGAAACUGGCGCUGGCCACGAAUCAUCCCCGGCUAUCCAUUCUCCUACAUCUAGUGCGCCCGUCGACACAGCAAACUAUCAAUCAUCCGAGUCUCCUAAGCAAGCUGCAGGCUUCAGGUCUUUAUUCAAUCUUGUUUCAAGUACCUCUCAUCAUAAUCAGCCCUCAGCCGACACGAUAUCCAAGCCACCAUCCCAACAGCCGGCGUCGUCUACCUCGCCAUCCUCCAAGAACUUUCGAUCUUUGUUCAAUUUUGGCCCCGAGCGAGAAACCGUCCUCAAUCCUGAAGCAUCCGACGAGCCUUCAUCUUCGUCAACAGAAAAGACCUCUUCUCCCGAGAUCAUCGACCGCUUAUCCGAGUCUUCUCUGCCUACAUCCCAGACAAACAAGCCGUCUUCUCCGUCAAGUUCUCUGCCUACAUCCUUAGCGGAUGAAGCAAAUAAAAAACCUGAGGAAGAUGUGGAUUGGGACAUGAGUGGAGAGCUCUUAGCAGAUCCAGCAACGUCAUAUACAUCGACUUCUACCAAAUCUCACGCCCCUUCCUUGAAAGAUACGCUAGACGAAGAAGUUGAAGAAGACGCAUGGGGUCUCGAUGAAUCAAAUGAGGAGCCAGUAUUGGAUGUAGAGUCGCAGGAGGAUGGUACGACCGUCCACGAAAGUCCGAAGAUCCAAGAACACACGUCAGCCACAAUCAACCCGACAUCGCUACUUGAUAAAGAACUUAAUCAAGGCGAGGAGGAAGAAGAUCCUGACCCGGAUGCGUGGGGCUUCGAGCAAGAAGAAGCUACUCCGACCGCUGAUGAAGUGAUGAGAUUGCGUGGAGGCCUGCCAUCGCCUGUCACGAGUGAAAUAGAUGAUGACGGCUGGGGUUGGACCGAUGAUAUUCCUAGUGAGAACCCAACUCAGGAAAUCAAUCAGCCCCAAGAAAACCCUGCAAGCAACCAUUCUAAUACGGCCGUUCCAGACAACCUAUCUCUUGGUAAAACUGUCCAUGUGGGACAGCUGACAAUUUCUACAUUAGCGCAGAGGGUUUUGGAAAUCGUUCAAGAAGUCGUCGAUGACGCAGCUGAAACUGAAAAGCCUGAUUUUCCCAGCCCUUUUCUCUCACAGUCUGCGCCUGGUCUGAUCAAACUGGCAUUGGAUGUGGUAGAUCUGUUCCGGAUUGUGAUGUUUGUUCACCACUCGAAGCUGCUCGACUCAGUUCCCUCACUUAGUGUCCAAUUUUCAAACGACUGUGAUUGGUUAUCAAAACAAGUCCAGCUUAUUCCUCGAUUAAAUAAUUUAGAAGAGACUACAAAACUCUCUGAGCGGCUGAAGGCCCUGGGCGUGACAGUUCGAGAGAAGCAAAUGACUAAUCAAACAGCUGCUUUGAUGGAGUGUCUUAAUGAAGCCGAAGGCUUCGUGAAGACUUCUCGCGAGGACCGAUUUUCAGCUUGCGAACGAGCAUGUAAACAAGUUACCCACACCCUCGCAAGUCUAGCACAAGUUUGGAAGCCGGUCAUGCUAAGAUCAGAGUAUCUGAAUUCCCUGGGACGCUUAGUCGAAUCUGUACUCCAACGGAUCUUGAAUGAGAUUGAAGAACAGAUUGACAUCGAAGAAAACGACUCAAAACAAUUGAACAUCAUUUGCAAAUCGCUCCAUCCUCUGAUCAAGUUAUUCGACUUACAACCCGACUUCGAUCAUGCCGAUAUCUAUCGAUAUGUUCCGAGCUGGUUUAAAUUUUGUUUCCUGUCUGAAUUACUAGAAGCUUCGAUGGCGGAUAUAAUGUGGAUGUAUCAAGAGGGACAUCUCAGUGAAUUCAGCCGACAAGAAAUUGUCAGAUUGAUCAAGGCGCUCUUCGCCGAUAGUCAUUUGAGAGCCAAGAACAUUGAUCUAAUCCUUUCCAAUCAGUGA